GACGUCACAGGGUGAGCGGUACCUUGUUUGGCCUGCAGGUGGCAGGCGUGAGUUAGAACUCUGGUCUCCCAGCAACAGCGUGUCAAUAACAGCUUCUGUUGACGUGAGAGCAAGAGCGAGGAGAAGAGAGAUGAAUGAAAUGCUAAUGAGCUAGCUUAAAGGAGCAUUAAGGGACACCUGAAACAAGACCUCUACGCUAAAUAACAGAUCAGACAGGCAGCCGAUGGGGCUGUUUGACAAGUUGGCAGGAUGGCUGGGGUUGAAGAAGGAGGUCAAUGUGCUGUGUCUUGGUCUGGACAACAGUGGAAAAACCACAAUCAUCAACCAACUGAAGCCCUCUAAUGCUCAGGCGCAAGACAUCGUCCCAACCAUUGGCUUCAGCAUAGAGAAGUUCAAGACAUCCAGUCUCUCCUUCACAGUGUUUGACAUGUCUGGUCAAGGCAGAUACAGAAACCUAUGGGAGCACUACUACAAGGAAGGCCAGGCCAUCAUAUUUGUCAUUGAUAGUGCAGACAAACUGAGGAUGGUAGUAGCCAAAGAAGAACUGGACACAUUACUAAACCACCCUGAUAUUAAACACAGGAGGAUCCCCAUCCUGUUCUUUGCUAACAAGAUGGAUGUCAGGGAAGCUCUGUCUUCUGUCAAGGUCUCGCAGCUGCUCUGUCUGGAGAACAUUAAAGACAAACCCUGGCAUAUCUGUGCCACUGAUGCUCUGAAAGGAGAAGGUUUACAGGAGGGAGUGGACUGGUUACAAGAUCAAAUCAAAACAAUGAGAACGUGAGGGCAUGAUGAUGGACGGGUCCGAAGAAGCAGCAUCCAUGGAAGUCUUUUAUGAAAGAUGGGUGGACCCUGUUUUCAGAGGUACUAUGGGAUAGUAAUGUUUUUACUGGGGUAUUUAGAUUAUUCUUGGUUGCGUGAGGUUUCAUUCAAAAAAGGAGUACAUGAUUUGAUCUCCCGGUACCAGUAGUAACUUACAGCUGUCAGCAGGGGCAGUAAAAUGUUAAAAAACAUUUGAUACUUAUCCCUUCCAUUUCUCAAUAUCUUUGUGUAACCGUCUCACAGGAAUCAUAAUGAACUAUAGCUGCAGUUAUGUAAGUUAUUGUGAUUGUUGCUUUCUUUAUUUAAGGGAGCAUGAAUACUCAGGAUGUCUUUUAGAAACUACAUCUUGUUAGGUGUUUUAUUUUGUUUGUUUUAGCCCCUCAAUUGUCCUGUGUCUGACAAAUGGCAUAUGCCAGCUUCCCUGAAGAGAAAACAUGUUUCACAGCUGAUUGAUUUAGACGAGCACCACAUUAUACCAGUGAGGUAUUUGGCCCGAUGUCCACUCGCUCACAGUUACCACUGUUAGAUAUGUGCGACCUUGUGUGGUGUGAUCAUAUUCGUUUCCACUGCACAGUUACAGCGGGGGGAUAAAUACUCUAUUCUGCAAAUGAAUGGCCACUGCUUGAACGCAGGUGAGAGUCUCUGCCUGUCUCAAGCCUCCAUGCAUCAGAUAUAAUUCUAAAAAUGGUGGGGUAGUAGGUUAAGGUACUUCAAUCUGUAUGUUAUACUGUACAUAUAAAACAAUCUUAAGCAAGGUCCUUUAGAAAUUGUUUCCACCUCUGAAAAUGCCAAAUGCUCCAUUUCUUUUCUUUUUUCCGUCUGUCUCUCAGGGACUCUGUAGAUACAUCAUUAUUUGUGUUUGUUUGAUGCAUCAUCACCAGCAGAAGCAACAUUUUUUUUUAUUUUGCUAUUUUUUUUUUGACAAUACCAAAAUGUUCAUGCAUAUCAGUGCACAUCGCCUUUUUCAAACUUGCAUAUUGGGCCAUCUCACUGUCGCAUUAAAAACAACAAUAUUUACUAUAUUUUUACUGCAGCUAUUACAUCAUGCUUCUCCGCUCAUGUUUGAUUAAUGAUUAAGAUUAAAUGUUUUCCAGGACCCUGUAGAUUUUGUUGGACAUAUUGUAACUUGUGGCUAAGCGUACGUGUAUAGUCGACUUAGCUGUAGCGAGUGAUGAAAUGAUUGUCAUAAAGUGAAUGUCAAGUAAACGAGUUUGCUUAUAAAUCAAAACUUGUCUUUACAAAGCUGUUUUUUAAUCAGUGUUUUUAUAUUUGCCUUAUUUCAGUGCUCAAACAAAAACAAAUGUAAUCCUACAAACUGCGUGAUACAAUUUGCUCUGUACUUCAGUGAUUCAAAGGCAGACAACUGAAAAGAAAAAAUCAUCCGCUCACUCUGCACACAGUUUUUAAGGCAAGCCUUUGAUCUUCCUUUUUAGUCUCGGACUGAAAGCUUGCAUUAAAGACCAUUUCUGUACAGAUCAGAGUGUGUAUGGGAAGUGAGAGGUGAUUCACUGUUUCUGGGAUUAUUUCAAGGCAAAAGGGAACAACUGACAAAAAUGUAUAGUAAAAUAUCCAUCUUAAGUAAGUGUUUUAUUUUAUAUACUCUGUGGUAUCGUGUUCAUAAAUGUCUCAGCUGUAAACCUUAUUUUUAGUAUCAGAAAUUGCAGAAGCUACAAACCCCCCCACCGCCCACCCAAAUCAGCAUCCCUGUUCAGACUACCACUGGGGGACGCCAAGGUCCAAAAUAUUGAAACUCUACUCAUUGUGGCUUUCAGGACACAACAUUGAUUUUGAAAUAUAUCAUGUAUUCUAACUUCCAGAGUGAAUAUUUACUGGGACAAGUUUCAUAUCCCUCUGUCACCUCACUUUAUACUUUUAAAACAAGAAGGGAAGUCAUGUUUCAUAUCCUCCAGACGUCUAUUUUAAAACAUUUAGACCCUUUGAGCACGAGUUCACUUUAGCAUCAGAGACGUUGUAGAUUUUUGUUAUUAAAUGAGCUUUGUGUACUUUGUUUAUUACAUUGUAUGUGUUUAUUUUUAAAGAAUAAAUG
This is a messenger RNA of Anoplopoma fimbria (sablefish), 2866 nucleotides long. RefSeq names its product ADP-ribosylation factor-like 6 (gene arl6). Gene Ontology annotation, cellular component: cytoplasm; axoneme. The record is from RefSeq and is a predicted model, not a curated record. Bases 224 to 781 code for a protein of 185 amino acids. NCBI's taxonomy places the organism in Eukaryota, Metazoa, Chordata, Actinopteri, Perciformes, Anoplopomatidae. The transcript has 8 exons. Gene Ontology annotation, biological process: intracellular protein transport; vesicle-mediated transport; cilium assembly. Gene Ontology annotation, molecular function: GTP binding; GTPase activity.